GGCUCGGACCCUGGCGGGGCGGGCUGUGGGCCGAGCGGAGCCCAGGCGCCAGCCCGUGGCUGAGGAGAAAGGUGGCGGUGGCGGUGGCGCGGACGGGACGGGGCGGCGGCUUCUCGCCCUGACCCUCUGCUCCCCUGCCCAGGCCCGGGCGCGAAUCGGAGGCGGCGGCGAAGGAAGGAGUGAGCAUGGCUGAGACCCCGCCGCCGCCCACCGCAGGUGCCGAAAGUUGCAGCGAGGAGCCGGCGAGGGGCGGGGAGUGGCGGCCCGAGGAGCUGCGCCGCGCUCCCGCCGGGGGCACGGACCGAGAGGGCGAGGUGGGGCCGCCGCCGGCCUCCCCCGCCGGGCAGUCGGAGCCCGACUCGCCGGUGGCCGCCCCCUUCUUCCUGCUCUACCCCGGCGAUGGAGGCGCCGGCUUCGGAGUGCGCCCGCCGCCGCAGCAGCAGCGCUCCUGGAGGACCCCGCCGUCCCCCGGCUCCCCGCUGCCCUUCCUGCUGCUGAGCUACCCGAGCGGCGGCGGCGGCGGCGGCGGCAGCGGCAAGCACCAUCCUAAUUAUCUCAUGGCUAACGAACGCAUGAACCUCAUGAACAUGGCCAAGCUGAGUAUCAAGGGCUUGAUUGAAUCAGCUCUGAACCUGGGGAGGACUCUUGACUCUGACUAUGCACCUCUCCAGCAAUUCUUUGUGGUGAUGGAACACUGUCUGAAACAUGGCUUGAAAGCUAAAAAAACUUUUCUUGGACAAAAUAAGUCUUUCUGGGGACCUCUAGAACUGGUAGAAAAGCUUGUUCCAGAAGCCGCAGAGAUAACAGCAAGUGUUAAAGAUCUUCCAGGACUUAAGACACCAGUAGGUAGAGGAAGAGCCUGGCUUCGUUUGGCAUUAAUGCAAAAGAAACUUUCAGAAUAUAUGAAAGCUUUGAUCAAUAAGAAAGAACUUCUCAGUGAAUUCUAUGAACCCAAUGCCCUCAUGAUGGAAGAAGAAGGAGCCAUAAUUGCUGGUCUGUUGGUGGGUCUGAAUGUCAUUGAUGCCAAUUUCUGUAUGAAAGGAGAAGACUUGGACUCUCAGGUUGGAGUUAUAGAUUUUUCAAUGUAUCUCAAGGACGGGAACAGCAGUAAAGGUACUGAAGGAGACGGUCAGAUUACUGCAAUUCUGGACCAGAAGAACUAUGUAGAAGAACUGAACAGACAUUUAAAUGCUACUGUAAACAACCUUCAGGCAAAAGUAGAUGCAUUAGAAAAAUCCAACACUAAACUGACAGAGGAGCUUGCAGUUGCAAACAACAGGAUCAUUACCUUACAAGAAGAAAUGGAACGAGUUAAAGAGGAAAGUUCCUACAUACUGGAAUCCAAUCGGAAGGGUCCCAAGCAAGACAGAACUGCAGAAGGGCAAGCACUAAGUGAAGCAAGAAAGCAUUUAAAAGAAGAGACACAAUUACGAUUGGAUGUUGAAAAAGAGCUGGAGAUGCAGAUCAGCAUGAGGCAGGAGAUGGAAUUGGCUAUGAAGAUGCUGGAGAAGGAUGUCUGUGAGAAGCAGGAUGCCCUGGUAUCUCUUCGGCAGCAGCUGGAUGACCUCAGAGCUCUCAAGCACGAACUUGCCUUUAAGUUGCAGAGUUCAGACUUAGGAGUAAAACAGAAAAGUGAACUAAACAGUCGCUUGGAAGAGAAGACUAAUCAGAUGGCUGCUACCAUUAAACAACUUGAACAAAGUGAAAAGGAUUUGGUGAAACAGGCAAAGACCUUAAAUAGUGCAGCAAAUAAACUGAUCCCAAAACAUCAUUAGGCAUUUUUCAGUUGGCACGUUGCAAGUCUGAUAUCACAACUUCAUUGUAAAAGGAAGAAAUCUGAAAGCUAUUACAUUUAAGCUCUGAUUCUCUCUAAAAUGUCACCAAAAAGUUGACUUUGAAUUUGUUGGACUUUUAAAAAACCAUUUGGAGAUGUAGGUUGGGUGUUUUUCAUAUUGUUUUCUCCCCAGGGUUAGAAAAAUUGGUAUAAGUUCCUAACUAAAAGCUGAGUAAACUUUGAGAAAUUAUUUCUGAGUUGACCAAUAAAUAAAAAUACCACUUUUUUGAAAAAGCCUAGGGAAUUGAAGCUCUGUACAUAUAUUAAUGAUGCCUUUACAACCCAAUCGUUGAUAAUAUCAGAUUCUCGGUGCAUUGUUCAUGUCUGUAUCUGCAAGCCUGUUCUGCCAUUGCAGUGUAAUGAACUAGAGGUAACUACCACAUGAACUCAGACUCUUCUAAAAUAGUUCUGUGUCUCUUAGACCAUGACCCCUUUUCACUUUUGUUAUGUAGGUUUAAUCCCCAAGACAAGGAUAGUACUUAGUAUUUCACUUUCACUACACUUCUAUUCUCAGUAACCAAGAUUGCUUGCAACUUUUUUUGCCUUAGUGACUUUUGAAAAAGAAAAAAAAGAAAAAACAGCAUCCUUAUAUUUCUUUAAAAUAUAUAGAGAUGAAGUUAGUAAUUAGGUAACUUAUGAUAACAUAAUAAUGUGGACACUUGGGGAAACCCUCCUUAUGUUUGUCAUCUUCUACCUCUGCCAUUUUCCUGCAGUUCUGCUUCCUACUUAGGCAGUUCAGAGAGAAUGAUUCUAAUAGAAACACUCCUCUCGUAUUAAAAAAAUGAUGCAGUACCCAUUUUUCAUAUCCUGCUUUUCUUAUUGGAAUAAAAAGGACAGGGUAUAGACAUGAAUGUUGAUAUUCUGCCUGGCCUGUCAUUUCUUACCUGGAAACAUUUACUUAAAAGUUUCUGUUACUUUUUGUUCAGAUGGAGGUUUGCUAAAGGUUCUGGGAAGCUAAUAAUUGAAUUAUUAAAAAAACAUUUCAGAAUAGGAAAUAAAUGAUAAACUUACAUUCUUUAUUAUUAUUUAGUACAAAAAUACAGAUUCCCAGUAGAUAUCCACAAGCAAUAUUAGCAGGGCUUCUAUUUAUAAGUGACCACAGACUAACCCUCUCUAGGCUUUAACAUUGUAAAUAAUCCUAUAAAUACUUUAAUUUUUAAGAUGAUUUUUGAUUUGAAGAGAUGGGCUUUACAUAAGCCUUCAUUCCUUCAAAAGGUCCUGACAAAAUAUUUGGGUUUUUUUCUCUCUUUUUUUUUUCCUUCUGGUAUGCUUUGCAGCAUUUCAGCUGCUUAGGUGGGGACACAGAUAACCCCUUCGCUUCCAGCUCUUAAAAUUCUUUAUCUUUUUCUUGGCAAAACCAGAAUUAAGAGUGUACGAUGGAUUCCAUGUGUGCUUAUAUAGGUCCCUGCACAGAUUGGACUUGAACCAAAAUCAAGUCAAAGAACAUAUGUUUAAACCAACUUCAUGGAAGUGGAAGAUCCUGUGCUCUUGAACUUAUUUUAAUUCUUAUAAUUUGCACCUAUAUAAACAAAGCUCCUACUACAUUCUUCUCUUCAUCAUCCUUUUGUGGUGAUGGGUUGCCUUUUCUAUGAGCAUUUGGAAGGAGUGAUCAAAUACCAAAAUUAAACUUUCUAAAACCUACACAUAGCAUGCUUCUAAAUUCUAUUAUAUAAAGCCCCAAGUGUUUUACCUUCUAAAACAUGCUUCUGUAUAGGUGCAAAGUUAUAAGAUAUUUAGAAGAAAACAUCCAUCAGAAUCUUCUAGAGAAUAUGGUCAGAGUCUUAAACAGGCCCAGUGCUGAGUUCUUUGUCCACUUAGUCACACAUCUUUUGUGGGAAUGGGAAAGGAAGGAGACAGCCAAAUUCUGACAAAGGCUUUUCCUUAUGGAAUAACCCAAAGCCUGGGUGAGGGUUGAUAUAUAAUGUCCCAUGAUUUAAUAUAUGUGGUUUGGGGGAAAGGACAAGAAAAAACUAUAAUUCCACAUAUAAGAAGGUAGUUGCCCGUUUACAAGUUCCAGUUAUGUGUGUAAAACAGAAAAAUUAAGUACCAAACCUAUUAGGAAAUUUUUUUAAAAAGUGGAUUUAACUUAAAUUACUGUGUACUUGAGGUUGGCUUUGGAUAUGGAUUUUCUAAAAAGUGAUGUUUUAUUGUUUAUCAUCUAAUGGCUGUAAACUGUAGUACUAGAAUAAAAAAAAAAUGGAAAAUCA
This is a messenger RNA of Macaca mulatta (Rhesus monkey), 4041 nucleotides long. RefSeq names its product RUN and FYVE domain containing 3 (gene RUFY3). Gene Ontology annotation, cellular component: axon; neuronal cell body; cytoplasm. Gene Ontology annotation, biological process: regulation of axonogenesis. Lineage: Eukaryota; Metazoa; Chordata; Mammalia; Primates; Cercopithecidae. Gene Ontology annotation, molecular function: metal ion binding. The record is from RefSeq and is a predicted model, not a curated record.